UUAUUGAUUCGAGACCCAGGUUCAGUGUGUUUCGCGUCGGGGUUGAACUGUAACAAAAGUGCAGCGUUUUCACACUUUUAGCGCGUUUAUUGAAUUAAAAUCACGUCUUCUGUUCCCAAGAGGAAGUUUACAGGUAACGCAACUCUACAUAAAGUCGUAAAGUAACCGAUUGCUUUAAAGCAGCUUCUCAGAGUUAUCAACCCUAAAAGUGCCGGAGGAGACGAAUGAGGAAAAAGCUGCCCGUGUUGCUCACGUCACUGUGAAACGAACACCUUUUUCCUGCUCGUUUGAAGGUUUGCCGCCAUGUGGAUCCAGGUGCGCACUAUGGAUGGCAAGGAGACCCAUCGGGUCGACUCCCUGUCCAAGCUCACCAAGGUGGACGAGCUGCGUGUGAAGAUCGCCGAGCUCUUCAGUAUCGAACCCCAGAGGCAGCGACUCUUUUACAGGGGCAAACAGAUGGAAGACAGUCACACGCUCUUCGACUAUAACGUGGGGUUAAACGACAUUGUGCAGCUUCUGGUGCGUCAGGCACCGCUGCCGAAGGACAAAGAGGCCGAGCUGUCCGACUCAGACUCCGGCUGCGGAUCGGCCCAGAGCGAGUCGGAUAAGAGCUCCACGCACGGCGAGAGCGACGGCCAGAGCGCCGGGACCUCGGGCCAGACCGACACGCCGGACCUCAUCGACCCUGGCUUUGGCUUUUACAAGAUAAAUGAGUUCGUGGACGCUCGAGACUUAAACAUGGGUGCCUGGUUCGAGGCGCAGAUCAUCAAUGUGACAAAAACGACAAAGUCUUCGGAUGAAGACGGAGGCACUGAUGGGGAAGAGGAGAUCAUUUACCACGUCAAAUACGAAGAUUACCCUGAGAAUGGCAUGGUGCAGCUGCGUGGGAAAGAUGUCCGUCCGCGGGCGCGCACCGUCUACCAGUGGCACCAGCUGGAGCAGGGCAUGAUCGUGAUGGUGAACUACAACCCCGACGAGCCCAAGGAGCGCGGCUACUGGUACGACGCCGAGAUCCAGAGGAAGAGAGAAAAGCGCACUCAGCGCGAGGUUUACGGCAAGAUCCUGCUUGGAGAUGCUGGGGAUUCUCUCAACGACUGUCGCAUCAUGUUCGUGACCGAAAUCUACAAGAUCGAGGAGCCGGGAAGUUCGGAGGGUCCAGGUGCCUCUUCUGACAGCCCUCUCAAGAGGUCGAACGGACCCGAGUGCAAGGUCUGCAAAGACGACCCGAAGAAGAACUGCCGCAUAUGCAACUGUCACGUUUGUGGCGUGAAGCAGGAUCCCGACAAACAGCUGCUGUGCGACGAAUGCGAUAUGGCUUUUCACACCUACUGCUUGAACCCGCCGCUCACCACCAUCCCUGAAGACGAGGACUGGUAUUGUCCUGAAUGCCGUAAUGAUGCCAGCGAGGUGGUUCUGGCUGGAGAGAAGCUGAAGGAAAGCAAGAAGAAGGCCAAGAUGGCGUCGGCGAGCUCGUCCAGUCAGAGGGACUGGGGGAAGGGUAUGGCGUGUGUCGGCCGCACUAAACAGUGCACCAUCGUUCCCUCCAACCAUUACGGCCCUGUUCCCGGAGUCCCAGUGGGAACGCUGUGGAAAUUUAGAGUGCAGGUGAGUGAGUCCGGCAUUCACAGGCCUCACGUCGCUGGGAUUCACGGCAGAAGUAAUGACGGCGCUUAUUCACUGGUUCUUGCCGGAGGCUAUGAAGACGAUGUGGACGAUGGUAAUGAGUUCACCUACACGGGCUCCGGGGGUCGUGACCUCUCAGGAAACAAGAGGACGGCCGAGCAGUCCUGCGAUCAGAAGCUCACCAACAUGAACAGGGCUCUUGCUCUGAACUGCAACGCGGCGGUGAACGAGAAGGAAGGCGCUGAGGCCAAAGACUGGAAGGCUGGGAAACCCGUGAGAGUCGUGCGCAGCUCCAAAGGACGCAAACACAGCAAGUUCUGUCCUGAAGACGGCAACCGAUACGACGGCAUUUACAAGGUGGUGAAGUACUGGCCAGAGAAGGGCAAGUCCGGCUUCCUCGUUUGGAGAUACUUGCUGAAACGAAACGACGAUGAACCGGCGCCGUGGACCCGCGAUGGAAAAGAGCGCAUUAAGAAACUGGGGCUCAGCAUGCAGUAUCCUGAAGGCUAUCUGGAAGCUGUGGCUGCGAAAGAAAAGGAGAAAGAGAACAAAAACGAGGAAGACGUUGAUGAAACGCCCACCAAAGGCAAGAGGAAGAGGAAAUCCCAGACCGUGGACGAGAAGAGCUCUCCGGCCAAAAGCACGCCUAAGAAGAUGAAAGUGGAGGCCUACAAACUGAGCAAAGAGCAGAAGGCCUUGAUCAAAGACGACGAGCUCAACAAGAAGCUGUGGGACGAAGCCAUGGCGUCUCUCAACCUCGGACCUCGCUUCAUCAACAAAGUGGAGGAGGUUUUCCUGUGCAUCUGCUGCCAAGAAGUCGUCUAUCAACCCAUCACCACAGAAUGCCAACACAACGUCUGCAGGGAAUGCCUUCAGCGGUCUUUCAAAGCCGAGGUCUACACCUGUCCGGCUUGCCGACACGAUUUGGGCAAAAACUACCAAAUGACGGUGAACAAAUCUCUCCAAGCCAUUCUCACCCAGCUCUUCCCCGGAUACAGCAGCGGACGGUGUUGACACUGAUGCUGUCGGCAUGGCGAUGCGGCGCGACAGAAUUCGACGAACGAAACAUGGAUUUCAUUUUUUAAUAUAUUUAACAAAUACAUCAGGUUGUAGGAUUGAUGGAAACACCUCCGUCUUGAUUGAACACCGCUACUUGAUUUGGCCCUGUUUGGUGAUCUGCCUCUAUCUAGCCACUCAACUUCUAUUCGUUGCAGUUAUUUCUUCCGAAUUGUGAUCUUCGUAUUUCCAAGUAAAGUGAUUCUAGUCGUGUUUUAGCUAUAGCCACUUCAAGUGACGUAUCAUUGCCUUCUUGUACCCUACACCAGCACAAUGAACCAUAGCUAUGCACAAUUACAAUGUUCAUUAAUAAUUUUUCCUCAGCAAUUUAUCAUUACGUUGAUUUGUACGAAAACGCUGGCUCUAGAAUCCCGUUAAAACGAUUCCGUUGCUUCAUAAGUGCGUUUGACGUUUUUGCUGUACCAUCAUUAGCGUUAGCUGAAUUUAACGGACGUCAAUAUCCCAAGUUUUUUUUUUGCCAUUUGAUGUUAACGAGCUUUUGUACGAAUGUUAUUUAGAACGGUGCUGUAGCAGUAGCGUUUUUACUAUUGUUAGCUUUAACUACAUUUAAAUGAACUAUCUAUGCACUAUUACGAUGUUUAAUUUUCAGUAAUUUGUCAUUACGAUGAUUUGUCCGAAAGCACUGGCUCUAGAAUCCAGUUAAAACGAUCCCAUUGCGUUAUAAUUAGUGUUUGAUAUUUGUACCACCGUUAAUGCUAACUAAAUGUAGAUGAAUUAGCUAUGCACUAUUAUAAUAUUAUCUAAUAUUCCAACAACUUUUUCGCCAUUUAUGAUGUUAAUAAAACCUUCGUGCAAAAGUUAAGAUCUGUAAGUGCCGUAGCAGUAACAGUUUUACUGUACCAUCGUUAGCGUUAACUAAAUUCAAAUGAACUAGCUAUGCGCUGUUACAAUUUUGGCUAAUUGUUUUUCGCAAGCAGUAAUUUGAGAUUAUGAUUUUUUUUGUGCAAGCGCUGGCUUUAGAAUCCUGUUAAAAUGAUCCAGUUGCGUUAUGAUCUGUGCAUUUGACGUUUUUACUGUACCAUCAUUAACGUUAACAAAGUUUAAAACUGUACGGUUUACGAUUUUUGCGACAUUUAUAUCCCAACAGGUUUUUCCAUCCUUUGUCUUUAACAAGCCUUCAUACGAAUAUUAACAUCCAUGAGUGUAAGGUGCUAUAGCAGUAAGGUUUUUACUGUACCAUCGUUAACUAAAUUUAACUAGCUAUGUACUAUAAAGUUGUUUGCAACGUUAAUCUUUCAACAACUUUUUUGGCCAGCGUUUUUUUGUCAUGACUAUAACAAACCUUCGUACAAAUGCUAUUAAGAUCCGUGAAUUUAAGGUGCAGUAGCUUUACUAGCGCGCACAAUUUUUACAUUUUGGCUGUAUU
Molecule: messenger RNA, 4066 nt
Organism: Cyprinus carpio (common carp)
Lineage: Eukaryota; Metazoa; Chordata; Actinopteri; Cypriniformes; Cyprinidae
Product: E3 ubiquitin-protein ligase UHRF1
Exons: 18
Coding region: 304-2637 (777 amino acids)
Biological process (GO): negative regulation of gene expression via chromosomal CpG island methylation
Molecular function (GO): protein binding; ubiquitin protein ligase activity
Source: RefSeq, a predicted model, not a curated record